AUGCUCUCUCGCUCCGCAACCAAGCGGCCAGCAGCACUAUUACGGCGCCGGCUGCAGCCACAAGCCCCAGCCCUCACCGCUCGGCGAGCAGUAUCCACAAGCCCAGGAGGAUGGACCCAGGCGAAUCCACGCGUCUCCACGCUCUUUGGAGCGCUCAUGGCCGUCGGAGUCGCGUCAACAGCAUACGGCGUGUACCAGUUCUACACCACGUUUACCAUGUGGCCGCCAGAGGUCCGUGGCGACCUCCGUGCAGGCAUCAAGGCGAAGCACCAGGGCGACCUUGACCUGAGCGUCCGGUAUCUUCACCGUGCAUGGCAAACUGCGCAAAGUCUGCCGAUAUCCGCGUUCGCCACCGAACCUCACCUGAAGCUCUCCGGUGUUGCUGUGGCUCUUGCGGAAGCACUCGAGGGCUCGAACCGCCCACAAGAGGCGUAUGACAUAUACAGUGCCGCGCUCCUCCAGCUUCGCGCGGCCAAAGACCUCACCGGCCGAGAGCGCAUGCGCGCCGUGGCCAUAGCACACAAGCUCGGCGAGAUGGCGGAGAUAUAUCAGCAGGGGCCAGAGGAGGCCGAGCCUUGGCUUACCUUUGCCGUCGAGGAGACGCUCCGGGUCGUCAAGGACGAGUCCAACGCGAAGAAGGGGAGGGGCGCGGGAGAGCCCGAGGGCGAGGUCGGGUCUAUGCUGGUGGAGCUCGACCUGCCACAGUGGGUGCAGAAGACCGACGUCGUCGCGCCCUUGGAGGCGCUGGGCCGGUUCUAUGCACGCGAGGGCAAAAACGAAUAUGCUGCCACGCUCUACCUCCAGGCCAUCGGAAUGCUCAUGCAGCCCGCUACGGGCGAGAAAAAUGCUUUGGUUGAGGACCGCUGUCGAGGCGCGCAGCUGAUGAACAACAUGUCGGAUCUCAUGGUCCGAGGCCCUCCGCCUACCAACCUCAAGUUCGCCGAGUCAUGGGCACGCCAAGCGCAAGGCGUCAUUGAGAAGACACGCACGCUACCUGGUGCACAGCAAGACGUGGAGAACAUGGCGCUCUGCGAGCAGACCCUCGCUGCCGUACUCUACAACUUGGGUGCGCUCCUGGAGAUGGACGGCAGAUACGAUGCGGCGAAGCAGUCGUUCCAGGAGAGCUUGGAGCAGUCGAAGCGUAUCGGCAUGCGUGCCGGCGCGAUGGAAGCGCGGUCAGCUCUACGAAGGCUGGAGCGUGCAGCGAAGAUCGAGCCAAGCGACAAGGCGUGAACCUUAUGGACAAGGGAUUCACAUGUACCAGGGGGCGAUCCCGGGUCUUCACUGCGCAGAGCUCUUGAGG
Trametes versicolor FP-101664 SS1 is the source of this 1303-nucleotide messenger RNA. RefSeq lists its product as uncharacterized. Bases 1 to 1233 code for a protein of 410 amino acids. NCBI's taxonomy places the organism in Eukaryota, Fungi, Basidiomycota, Agaricomycetes, Polyporales, Polyporaceae. The transcript has 6 exons. The record is from RefSeq and is a predicted model, not a curated record. Gene Ontology annotation, molecular function: protein binding.